CAAACAGAAUGCUUACCUCACGAGAUGAUAACUCUGAUGAUAAUAUGGGAAGCUGUUAUGACCAUGAUUGUAAUCUCGAUCACGAUCGCGAUCGCACCUCCACCACUAAAUCAAUCGCAGUCACAAGCACUAAUGACGAAUUUGUUGACACUAAGGAUCACAAUUCGCAAGUUAAUAAUUACCCAGGAGAAUCCGCACAGCAUCUUGAUCCGAUUGAUACUUCCACCUACCAUGAAUCUGCGAUCCUCACUGAUCCUCGCGAUUGGAUCAACACUGUCAAAGAUCACAUAACAGCAUCUUGA
Acaulospora morrowiae is the source of this 302-nucleotide messenger RNA. Lineage: Eukaryota; Fungi; Glomeromycota; Glomeromycetes; Diversisporales; Acaulosporaceae. The record is from the annotation of a GenBank genome assembly.